GCGAGCUAAUGGAGCAUUGUACUACAAACGUUAGGCUAGUGUAUGUGUACACUGUCGUAUCGCAUGGGUAAGUUUACCUGGGUGACUAUAGUGUGUGGUUUUAAUGACUGUCAAUGUAUUUUGAUGCUAUUGUUGUGACAUAAGGACGUGGCAAUAAGGUAUAGUGGUAUAUGUGUAUAGUUUUUAACCACGGAUAUUCGUCAAGACUGAAUGGUGUAACUUGUAUGCAGAUUGCACAAUAAUGAAGAAUGCGGUUCAGUGAUCUACCCAACUAUGCGGAUCAAACAUGGUCGACAUCAUCUAAAAAUAUGUGGAUAGGAAUAGGAAUCUCCUAUCGCGUCGUCAUGUGGUUUCCCCACUAAUCGUAAGGAAUAUUUAACUUGUACAUGUACGAACGUUUUAGAAUGUUCGAGAACAACCAUCUAAUAUAGACAGUGCGAGGGAAAUUCCGUGACGUCAUCAUUACUUGGGUGGAGCGUCUUAGGUUGAACAGGAUGGAGGUAAGGAUUAUAUAAGCGGGGGACUGCGCCAGAACCAUCACUCUCCCUACUACUGUUACAUGGGGAUAUUGUUAAGAGAACACUUCCGUCUGAAGUGAUGAUAAAUAUAUAGGUACGUGUACAAGAUUGGAAAGAUAAACACCGAUAGACAAUUACAUAAAGAUUGUGAUGAUGGAUACUUUUAUCUGUAAGGUUGAUAGACAAUUACAUGAGGAUUGUAAGUAUGGACUCUUCCGACACACAUAUGUAUUACGACUAAAAAGAUGGACUCUUCCGCCUGCAGGAAUGAUAACAAUUACAUGAUGACUGUACAGAUGGAUUCUUCAGUCUACAGUGAUGAUAAACAAAUGCAUGAUAACUGUAAAGAUGGACUCUUUCGUCCGAAAUGAGCCGGUGAACAUUCAUAUAAGGACUUCAAAGAUGGAAGCGUCUGUCUAUAAUGUAACACACUAGCAGGAAGACAGUUAGGACGGUGUUGUCAAUGAGAUAUGUCUAUGAUGUGACACACUAGCAGGAAGACAGUUAUGACAGUGCUGUCAAUGAAAUAUGUCUAUAAUGUGACACACUAGCAGGAAUACAGUUAUGGCAGUGUUAUCAAUGAGAUUGACGCGUCUGUUUAUACUGACAAGUGUACCGCGCAUCAGUGAUUUUCAUGAUUAUACAUCUGCUUAAAUUUAAAGCAACAACAAUAUGUCUGCCUCUACCUUCCGUCAGAUCAACAAGUCGACCUUUGAACACAUCAAAUAUGGUGAACCAUGUCCUUUACCUCGUGUUAUAACUCAGAUGCUCCGUGAGUCAUGGUUCUACAUAGUCCAAGACAACAUUUCCCAGCGUCUGGUACAGUAUCUUGAUGACUGCCACGGUAACGAGGAAAUAGUGAAGAACAGGAGAAAGGUUAAAACCAUCAGAGAGUACAUAGAAAAAAAUUCAAAUAGCGGUUUACUGAAUAUGAUCAGUGGUGGAAGUAUUGGGGACGGGUUUCGCAUAGUCACCUCAGAUUUAGACGUAAUGCACUCCCUGGAAACUGUAGUGGUAACCUAUCCAGAUCAUAUGAACCUCAUACCUUGUAACAGUGAAAACAAGACAAUUCUGUUAAUGAGGGAAGCUGGUUGCAGACCUGGGUAUGUUAACCUUGAAAUAUUUCAAAUUGGAGAUGAAGAGGGGAGCAAUUCCCGAUUUCAAAAAGCGGUUAUUCCUGUUGGUGAUUUGUAUGUUUUAUCUAGUGAUAUCUAUAGACAAGAGACCGUGGCAACUAUCAGUAGGGCAACUGGUGCGGAUUUUGUUUCCAAUGGACCAUGUACCACUCUAUUCUUGCAUGGUAAUGCAAUAAGCCUUGAUUUAGCAUUCUCAUUUCCGUGUGUAUGUUGGCCGCGGGUAGCUAAUGAAUGGAAAUACCGAAGUCGCCUUCAUGGUUGGCCAUCUCAGACAAUGAUUCACAGGAUUGUUCAAGGUGGGUGUCAUCUCGUACCUGUUGGUGAUAAGUGUUCAACAGACACGCUGCUACAAUGGAGGAUUUCAUUUGCCUGUGCAGAACAACUAUUAGUUCAUUCUCUCACUCAUCCGCAGUUCAGGGUAUACGGAUUACUGAAGUAUUUCCUUUACCAGAUCAAAGACUUGCUGGACCAUAUUAUUGGGGAUAGUGAUAUCCUUUGUUCAUAUUUUCUAAAAACGGUUAUCUUUUAUGCCGUUGAAAAUUCACCACAUUUGCUAUGGGAUGAUCAAAACACAUUUAUAUGUUUUCGGUUCUGCCUGUCUAUUUUGAUUGUUUGGGUCAAAUCGAGUUAUUGUCCAAACUAUUUCAUCAGAAGAAACAACAUGUUUUUGAGGAAAGUUCAUGGGGAAAACCGUGAAAAACUGCUUCAUUUUCUUAUUGAUCUCUAUUACCUAAACUGGAUGUGUUUGUCAAUAGAAUCGGUCAAUACUCCAAACAUCGGAGUAAUGCUCCAACAACACCAAAGUUUGAAAUCAAUACAACAUUUGGAAUGUCUGAGGGACUUGGACCUUUUUCGGGAAUGUUUGUUUCGUUUAACGCCGGUAGGUAACGAGAAAAAAAAGCUGUACCUUUCAAUGAAACACCUCCUUGAGGCUAAAACGGAUGUGGAUGAGUUCAUUGCUUACUGUGUAAUGACUACUACACUUUACGAAAUAGCCUGCACAUUGUUUAACGUGUAUACCAAUAUUAAAAGCAACAAACAGAAGUAUUUAGCCCUUAAGAAAUGUAAGCAAUUACUGGCGCGGCAAGCGUCGGUAUGUACCAGUCCGGGACUGAUGUUUUUAGCAACGUUUUACUACCUCACAGGAGAUUACAAGAACACAAUUAGAAUGUGUGCAGAAAUGACGUCGACAUUUAAGCUAUACAUUGGCCAAUCCAUAACAGAAACUGAAGAAUCUAGAGAACAAUACCAAAGGUUUUACUGUGGACAGGGAUACCCGUUACACAAGAGGUUUAAAGAAGGGGUGUAUUCGUGUUUGUGCUUUGCUCAAGUAAGCCCUUCACUAUGCUUACCUCAUCUACUUCCUGAAGUUUUCAAACAUAUAGUUGUAACAAUUCCACCACUAGCGUAUGCACGCUUCCUUUCCUUCCUGUGUUACCACGACCUUGGUGACAUAAGGAGACGUGACACAGAACUCACCAACCUUCGGGCUGUGAACUACGACCCUGUACAAGGGGGACACGAAUACUGGAUAGUACACACAUUGCUAGGGAUCUGUUACCAAACUGUGGGUGACAAUCGCAGGGCGAUCAGGUCAUUUACGGACUCUCUACGUAGCAUACCUGAUGAUAACGCUGCUAAAGAGAGAAUAGAGGCUCUGCGGAAGUCUGAGUAGACACAAUAGCAUAAUGAUAGCACAUAUGUUGGAUACAAUCCAAGCUUAAAUAACGUCGACAACAACACAUUUUAAUAUGUAAGCAGUUAAUAUUUUCUUAAUAUUUAUUCACAGCAAAACAGUGCAUAUUUAUUGUAUGUUAUUCGUAAUCAUUUACGAGUACUGUUAACUAUUAUAUAUUAGGAAUGACUGCACAAUAGCGAAUGCUACUCGAAAUGUCCUUCAAGAACGAUAUUUCCCUUAUAAAAUCCCUACUUCGAAAUCUUACCCUACCAAACUUUCCCAUUCCCUCCUAUUGAUGUUUGACAUCUAAAAUUCCACUAAAAAAACAUUGUGUUUGUGAUUGGAAGCAUGUAAAAUAUAAAAAAAUAAGAAAAUAACACCAAUGCUGUGGUACUUGCUUGAAAUUAUCACAACAACAAUCUUACCAACAUGCAUCUCCCCGAAUACGGCAACGAGUGUGACCAUGACCAUUGGGCUAUACCGACUAUGCGUUGUUUACUUGUAAAAAAUACACAAUGAUCUUGCAUGGCUUAUACAUAUGCUAUAAGAACGUAGAUUGAUUAUUGCUGUUCAUUUUGUUAUGUUCCCUAUAGGAACUUUGUAAUAGAAUAUAUCUGUUAUAGGUACAUGUUGUAUAAAAAUAGCUUUAUGAGGCCAUCCCGACAAUUGAAACAAGGCUGAUGUCAUGCUGUUUGAAAGGUCACCGUUUUCAACAUUUCCAAAGCAUUUGUAUGACCAAGGUAUUUUAAUGUUUGAAUGUAAGGCCUCAUCAGGGCUACAUGUACCAGAAAUAUGUCAUCCCCACAUCAUUUGUAUUGCCAAGGUUCUUCAAUGUUUGAAUGUAUGACCCCAUCAGCGUUAUAUAUACCAGGAAUAUGACAUCCCCACAUUAUUUGUAUUGCUAAGGUUUUUCAAUGUAUGGCCCCAUCAGCGUUAUAUAUACCAGGAAUAUGACAUCCCCACAUUAUUUGUAUUGCUAAGGUUUUUCAAUGUAUGACCCCAUCAGCGUUAUAUAUACCAGGAAUAUGACAUCCCCACAUUAUUUGUAUUGCCAAGGUUCUUCAAUGUUUGAAUGUAUGACCCCAUCAGCGUUAUAUAUACCAGGAAUAUGACAUCCUCACAUUAUUUGUAUUGCCAAGGUUCUUCAAUGUUUGAAUGUAUGACCCCAUCAGCGUUAUAUAUACCAGGAAUAUUACAUGCCCACAUUAUUUGUAUUGACAAGGUUCUUCAAUGUUUGAAUGUAUGACCCCAUCAGCGUUAUAUACACCAGGAAUAUUACAUGCCCACAUUAUUUGUAUUGCCAAGGUUCUUCAAUGUUUGAAUGUAUGAUCUCAUCAGCGUUAUAUAUACCAGGAAUAUGACAUCCCCACAUUAUUUGUAUUGCCAAGGUUCCUCAAUGUUUGAAUGUAUGACCCCAUCAGUUUUAUAUAUACCAGGAAUAUGACAUCCCCACAUUAUUUUUAUUGCCAAGGUUCUUCAAUGUUUGAAUGUAUGACCUCAUCAGCGUUAUAUAUACCAGGAAUAUGACAUCCCCACAUAUUUGUUUAGGUCCAAUCAACAUAACCCUGGAUAGGACUUCCCCAACAUGUCUGUAUGAUAAGGAGUUUAACAUGUGCGGACAUUCCUUUCAUCAAAACUUUAAGGUACAUGUAGUGGAAUACUUGCUCCAAUAAGUCGUCAUAGUAGUGUUCUACACUUUGCAACUCGUGUGUGUGAAUUUAGAUUGCUUUAUUGAAAGAACAGGUCCGGAUAUUGGUGUUAUAAUUAUAGGCUCUUUAUUAGAAGCGGAUUAUAUCGAACAAAUGAAAAUUAAAUCAAUUAUAUCUGGAGCCAAACAGUUGAUUUAAAACAAUGGGAAAUUUUGACAAUACUAAAAUAUAUACAUUAACGAGUUGAGAGCAUGUCCAUUGUGACUGAUUAACAAAUGGUGACGUAAUGUCGAAUAAGAUUUGUUUUUUCAAUUGUAGUUUUUCUAUGAUUUUUUAAAAAGUACAAUGCAUGUUUCCCUAGGGAGACUUUUCUUAGGUAUAGGGUGUAGCUUUUGAAUUUUAUUACUUUUUUUGUCAGUAAGAGAUCGAAUUCCGUCAACCCGAUAAAUCUGCUCUCACACAGUGACAGAUAUCAAAAGUGACAUUUGUCGAAGUUUGAAAAUAUCUCUUUGGGUAUUGACCAAUCGAAAAAUCUCUUUCUAGUAACUUCAUUUAAAUCCACAGAUUCGUUGUUCAGAUACAUAUAAAACGACGGGAUGAUAAAAGGAUGUGUUGAUACAUCUUCGCUGCAUAAACUAAGGUAUUGAUACUGAUAGGAUAUGACGCCAGCGAUUAACCUUCUAUGCAGUAACAUUGUCGUAGUUGUAAAUAGUUAUAAAAUGCAAUAGAUUUACAAUAUUUUGGUUUUCUUGUUGAAUACUGUAAAUAUUUCGUUCGUAUUGCAAAUAUACUGAUACUUUCACUCGUGCGUCACACACGUGAAAAUUGGUUUUCUGCUAUAAUGUGAAUCUAUUAUAAUUUUAGUUUACACACAAUACAUUUAUCUCUGUACAUUUUUUCAUUAAUCAUCUAUGUUUAAAUUUACUGUAUAGAUUGCAUAUGUUGGAUGUGUGGUCUUCUACUUACUUAUUUCAUCUUAUGUAAAGAGCGUUUAGGUAUGGUCAGUUUGCUUGAUUAAAAGUGUCUGUAGCGGGGAGACAGAGAUGGGAGGGUGCCUGGGUGGGGGUAUGAGUACAUAGGAGCCUGGAGUAUUUAAAGUUUAUCAAAUACUCGUUUUGGCCUCUCAAAUUGUUGGGGACAACAAUUUGUAUACCCCCAAUUCAGAUAAUUGGAUGGAUAAAGAUAAUGGGUAGAAGUCUACCUGUAGUUUAACAAUAUAUGGUAGAAGUCUACCAGUGUAACAUUAGAUGGUAGACGUCUACCAGAGUAACAUUAAUUGGUAGAAGUCAACCAGCUUAACUAUCAUAGAUGUUAGAAGUCUACCAGUUUUAGCAAUAGAUGGUAGAAGUCUACCAGGUUAACAAUAGAUGGCAGAAGUCUACCAGUUUUAACAAUAUAUGGUAGAAGUCUACAAUUUUAAAUAUCGGUAGGUAAAAGUGUAUCAGUGUCGCAUAAGAUGGUAGAAGUCUACCAGUGUAACAUUAGAUAGUAGACGUCUACCAGUUUAACUAUAAUAGAUGUUAGAAGUCUACCAGUUUUAACAAUAGAUGGUCGAAGUCCACCACUUUAACUAUAUAUGGUAGAAGUCUACCAGUGUCGCAUUAUAUGGUAGACGUCUACCAGUUUAACUGUAAUAGAUGUUAGAAGUCUACCAGUUUUAACAAUAGAUGGUAGAAGUCUACCAGUUUAACUAUAAUAGAUGGUAGAAGUCUACCAGUUUAACUAUAAUAGAUGGUAGAAGUCUACCAGUUUAACUAUAAUAGAUGGUAGAAGUCUACCACUUUAACUAUAUAUGGCCGAAGUCUACGAGUGUCGCAUUGUAUGGUAGACGUCUACCAGUUUAACUAUAAUAGAUGUUAGAAGUCUACCAGUUUUAACAAUAGAUGGUAGAAGUCUACCACUUUAACUAUAUAUGGUAGAAGUCUACUAGUUUUAACAUUAUAUGGUAGACGUCUACCAGUGUAACAUUAAUUGGUAGGAGUCAACCAGCUUAACUAUCAUAGAUGUUAGAAGUCUACCAGUUUUAACAAUAGAUGGUAGAAGUCUACCAGUUUAACAAUAGAUGGUAGAAGUCUACCAGUUUUAACAAUAUAUGGUAGAAGUCUACAAUUUUAAAUAUCGGUAGGUAGAAGUCUACCAGUGUAACAUUAGAUAGUAGACGUCUACCAGUUUAACUAUAAUAGAUGUUAGAAGUUUACCAGUUUUAACAAUAGAUGGUCGAAGUCCACCACUUUAACUAUAUAUGGUAGAAGUCUACCAGUGUCGCAUUAGAUAGUAGACGUCUACCAGUUUAACUAUAAUAGAUGUUAGAAGUCUACCAGUUUUAACAAUAGAUGGUAGAAGUCUACCACUUUAACUGUAUAUGGUCGAAGUCUACGAGUGUCGCAUUGUAUGGUAGACGUCUACCAGUUUAACUUUAAUAGAUGUUAGAAGUCUACCAGUUUUAACAAUAGAUGGUAGAAGUCCACCACUUUAACUAUAUAUGGUAGAAGUCUACUAGUUUUAACAUUAGAUGGUAGACGUUUACCAGUGUAACAUUAAUUGGUAGAAGUCUACCAGCUUAACUAUUAUAGAUGUUAGAAGUCUACCAGUUUAGCAAUAGAUGGUAGAAGACUACCGUUUUAACUAUAGGUUGAUAGAAGUCUACAAUUAUUAAUAUAGGUAGGUAGAAGUCUACCAGUUUAACAAUAUAUGGUAGAAGUCUACCAGUUAUAACUAUAGGUUUGUAGAAGUCUUCCAGUUUAACAAUAUAUGGUAGAAGUCUACCAGUUGAUUUAUAUAUAUAAAUAGAUUCGUACGAGUAGCCCCCGAGAAAUCACUGUUAUGUUGUUGUGUAGGGUUGGUAAGAAAGGUUUAUGUAGGUCUGUAAAGUGUUGUAGAAUAUUUUAUGCAUAUGCUUGUGUGGAACAUUGUAAGAACAAUGUGAAAUUAUGGUUACUAUGAUUAAAACAUGUUUACUGUUA
Messenger RNA from Mizuhopecten yessoensis (Yesso scallop), 7944 nucleotides. RefSeq lists its product as uncharacterized. The record is from RefSeq and is a predicted model, not a curated record. The transcript has 2 exons. Gene Ontology annotation, molecular function: protein binding. Bases 1191 to 3329 code for a protein of 712 amino acids. Lineage: Eukaryota; Metazoa; Mollusca; Bivalvia; Pectinida; Pectinidae.